Fusarium oxysporum Fo47 is the source of this 1759-nucleotide messenger RNA. Its product is annotated as Alpha/Beta hydrolase protein. The transcript has 4 exons. The record is from RefSeq and is a predicted model, not a curated record. Lineage: Eukaryota; Fungi; Ascomycota; Sordariomycetes; Hypocreales; Nectriaceae. The coding region runs from base 1 to 1656 and encodes 551 amino acids.
AUGAAGUUUCAAACUCUUUUUCUGAGCUAUCUUCUUCUCCAGGCAGCACAGGCCUCAUCUUUACCAAAAGAUGUUUUCGCUACUUUGAAACCCAGAGAUGACCUAAAGAACUCAAACAGCUCCAAAAUCGACUGGUCAGAAUGUGACUUGGACUUUGGAGAUAAUUCGACAAACAGACGACAAAGAAAUUAUGACUGCGCCAGACUCUCUGUUCCUUUGGACUAUACCUCCGCUAGCAACGGCGAGACCAUUCAACUUGACUUGAUCAAAGCCAAAGCCACCAAGAAGCCCUAUCUAGGCAGUGUUCUUUACAACCCCGGCGGCCCCGGCGGUUCGGGCGUUGAAGCUAUCGUCUGGUCGGGAAUGGAACUUGCCAAAGUUCUUGGCGGACAAUAUGAUGUCAUUGGAUUCGACCCCCGAGGCACUGGUCGUACAAUUCCUUUCAUCUGUAAUGGAACAGGCUCCGGCACUGGAACGAAUCUCACAAGUGCAGCAAGUCUGCGUCGCAGAGAGUUCAACACGAUUCCGCAGGCUGAGACCUGGGGUUUUGUCAGAAAUGAGACUUGGGAACUUGCCCGUACCAUGGCGGAAAAUUGCUAUGAGAGUCGACAAGAUACAGGUCGUUUCGUUGGAACGCCUUUUGUCGCGAGGGAUAUGAUCUCUAUCGUCGAUGCGUUGGGUCAAGGGCCCAUGCUUAACUACUGGGGAGUCUCUUAUGGCACUAUCCUAGGUCAAGUUACUGCUUCUAUGUUCCCUGAGCGUAUUGGCCGCAUGUUGAUCGACGCCAAUUUGAAAGCCGAUGAUUAUGCGGCUACAACCUGGAUCAACAGCAUGAGAGAUGCCGAGCGAUCACUUUCCAAUCUUCUGGACGAGUGUGUUGAGUCUGGAAAGGAACUCUGCUCUCUUGCAGACUACCACGGAAACAGCACAACAGGCGAGAGCCUCCUCACAGAGUUUAGAGAGAUGCUCGAGGGCUAUCUCAACGGAACUCUGCCAGACGGCGAUGCCGGUGACGAGGAUCUCCCUAGUGACGAUCUAAACCUUCUCAUCGCCACGUUCAAAAACUUGAUCUUCGGAGAACUCUACAGCCCCGUUACAUAUCCCAGCAUCAUCAGCCGCAUUGAAGGCCUUUUCAACAAUAACAUGACAGCCAUGUUCAAUACCAGGAAUGAAAGCCCGCUGGAAAGCGAAUGGAACAUUGCAGCUGAAUUUGUCACCAACGGCAUUGCAUGCAGCGACUCUUCGUUCCGAGUUGAGGAUCAGGAUGAUUUGUUCUCGAUUUUCCAAGCUCAUCGCGCUGAGGGAUCUUUCUCUGAACUGGGAACAGUUGCAAGACUAUUCUGUGCGCAAUGGAAGUUUUCUGCUACGGAGCAGAUUGACAUUAACAAGCUGAGAAAUGUCAAGACGAGAAACCCGCUUCUUAUCGUUAAUGGACGAUAUGAUCCUGUUACACCUUUGAGUAGUGCCUGGGGCGUUUCAGCUCAGUUCCGAGGAAGUCGAGUCGUGGUUCACGAAGGUGUCGGUCACGGACUGAUGGCUCACCCAUCGAACUGUACCCAGGAGAUUGUCAAGAACUAUUUCGUCGAUGGAGAGAUGCCCAAGCUGAACACUACUUGUCAGCCUGAUGAGCCUGCUUUUAAGGACGCAGCGCUAUAAGCAAACGGGCCCAGAAGUAGAUCGAUGAUAGAGAGGCAGGUGGCUGGCGACUUUUAUUCGUUGCCAAUAAGAAGCCUGUAAUUUGAUUAGACGCAAAACUUUC